This is a messenger RNA of Pseudogymnoascus verrucosus, 843 nucleotides long. RefSeq lists its product as uncharacterized. The record is from RefSeq and is a predicted model, not a curated record. The transcript has 5 exons. Gene Ontology annotation, molecular function: acetate transmembrane transporter activity. The coding region runs from base 1 to 843 and encodes 280 amino acids. Gene Ontology annotation, cellular component: plasma membrane. Lineage: Eukaryota; Fungi; Ascomycota; Leotiomycetes; Thelebolales; Thelebolaceae.
AUGUCUACUAAAGAUCGUCUGGAGAAGGACUUCUCAAACAGCAGAGAUGCCGGGCAUACUCAUGCUGAAAUCCAAGAUGAUACUCUUCGUCGCAUCCAGACUGCCGGUAGUUUUGUUAUCACUCCUGAGAUAUUCGAAAAGAUGUACCUUACGCCUCCCAACAAGGUCAAAGGAGACCUUCGCUUGAAAUUUGCCAAUCCUACACCAUUGGGUCUUACUGGCUUUGUAAUAGCCCUGACGCCGUUGUGCUGUGCCUUAAUGGGCUGGAGAGGCGCAGGAGGAGGCGGCGCUGCCGAAAUAGGGCCAUACUAUUGGUUUGGGGGUGCCCUUCAGCUCAUUGCAGGUGUCCUCGAAUUUUUCCUUGGGAACACAUUUCCCUUCGUUGUUCUGACCUCCUUCGGCGGGUUCUUCCUCAGUUUUGCGACUACCCUUACACCGUCCUUUAAUGCCAGUGCAGCCUAUGGAACCAAUGUGGAACAAUUCCAUGCCACCUUCGGAUUCUUUCCUUUAUUCAUGGGUCUCCUAUGCGUCUUCUACUUUAUCUGCUCCCUCCGCACAAAUAUUGUCUUCGCCACUAUAUUUUUCUUCUUGGUCGCCUCUUUGGGUCUUUUGACUGCGGGUCACUGGCAGAUAGCUCAAGGAAACGUAGACCUUGCGGCCAACAUCAAUAUUGCUGCUGGCGCAAUUGCCUUUGUUUCCGCACUUGGUGGUUGGUACCUCCUGCUCUCGCAGCUACUCGAAGCUUUAGAUUUUCCAAUUCAGCUUCCUGUCGGAGAUCUCAGUGGAUUUAUCCAGAGUCGAAGCCAGAGGGUGGCAAAGAAGGAUCCUUCUCAAUUGGUUUAG